Messenger RNA from Moesziomyces antarcticus, 1902 nucleotides. RefSeq lists its product as uncharacterized. The record is from RefSeq and is a predicted model, not a curated record. The transcript has a single exon. NCBI's taxonomy places the organism in Eukaryota, Fungi, Basidiomycota, Ustilaginomycetes, Ustilaginales, Ustilaginaceae. The coding region runs from base 1 to 1902 and encodes 633 amino acids.
AUGAAUCCGUCACGCUCCUCGAUGGACACAGAUCAGCAGCCUCUGCUUCACGCCGAUGCUGCGGAGCUCGAUACUCGCUUCGCCAUCGACGAGAAUCUCGCAGAAGAGCAACCAGCGCUCGAUCCAGCCUCGCCAAAGUAUCCGCCCCUGCCGCCCUCCUACGACGACACCAUCCGUGUAGACGCUCGCUCUCGAACCAGAUGGAACCCAGCCGCCUGGUUCACCCUCUCGCGCACCACCAAAGAGCACAUCCAGGCCUGCUUGCCUCGCACCAGCUCAGGCGACCUCCUCACCUUCUCUUCCGCCUUCUCCGGCUGCUACAGCGUCGCCAUGCGCUGCUGGCCCUCCAAUCGCUUCGCUCAGGCGAGCGCAUUCAUCAUCGGCCUCUGGAUUCUUGUCCUGCUCACAGGUCCUUCGCUUUCGCAAUCCCCGGACAACAUCGGCAGCGGUCUCCACCAGGACUGGGACUACUCCAACAUCCCCAACGCCAAACCGGCGCCCCUUCACGAAGACGGUCACAUUGUCGAGGAGGCAAAGUGGCAAUGGCACAAUUGCGCUUCCAUCAAAGGCACCUCCAGAGUGCAGUGCACAGAGACCACCAGCUUCCUCCUCAAUCCCAACAAGGCGAAGGACAGCUUCGCCUCCACCGAGUCCAUCUUUGUCGACGUCGACUCUCUCCGCCCGGACCGUCCUCAGCCCGCGGGAAGCGUACCCGGCACCAUUACCGUCGUUCACGAGAGCUUUGACGCUCCCGCUGACCAGAAGGACCUCGUCAAGGUCGAGAUCACCGCUCGAUACGACGAGGACUACAAGAAGCUUUUCGACACCAGCCUCGUGGCCAAAAUGAAGCGCGGCCUUUACGACGAAGGCCUCGAGAUCUUGACCUACGCAAAGGCCGUGGCCAUCCAGCAGAGUCCACUCAUCUUUGACGUCAAGGUCAUCGUCCCGCCCCACGUCAACGUACCCACGCUCUCCAUCGACGCAGGCGCGUCCAACAUCGAUCUCUUCCAAUCCGCCCCUGCGCACAGAAGGACCUUCGGCUCGCACAGCCUUCACGGCCGCGACCCCGCACCCAGCCGACCCGACUUCUACUUUGGAAAGUUGCACGCCCGCACUCAGGUGGGCAAGCUGCAGUCUUCCUCCAUCCGCGCCAUCGCCGACAUCCACCUCAGCACCACCAAUGGGAAACUUCACCUUGGAGGAUCCUUCGAGGCCCAGUCGCUCGAGUUCAAGACGGUCAACGGCCACCUCGAUAUCGAAGAGAAUUCGAAACUCGAGGCUGCCUACGACCUCACGCUUCAAACGCAGAACGGUCACAUUCGAGUCGGUCAGCACGCCAGCUUCCGUGCCACCACGCUGCGAUCCGAAUCGCUCAACGGAGGCAUCAUCGCCGAGGGCGCCGUCUUCAACGUGAACCACACCCUCUCCCUCCGCUCGUCCACCGGCAGGAUCGAGGCGGCCAUCAGCGUCGAGAAGCCCGACAUUGCGCGGCUCGAUGCUCCGGGCCUGGGCAAGACGGACCUGGUGACCGUGGAUGCGCAGUCCCAGACGGGCUCCAUCGAACUCGACUUUGUGCAGCACGAGCGCGAGGUGCCGCUGCGAUGCCGAGCUUCGAGUGAGGUGGCUACGGUCUCGGUGGCCUUGCAUCCCGAAUUCCAGGGCAAGUGGGAGCUUCGCGGCGCCACGCACUCGCGCUACCGUGGAUCCGGAACCGAGGACGGCACCGAGACCGAUCGUGGCGUUCACCGAUUCGCGAUCGACGAGGACAGCUUUGGCUGGAUCAAUCGUCUCACACGAGGUCGCACAUGGUGGGAGCGACCCAACAUGCCGAGCGUCAUGCCCAAGGGCGCCGAGGCCACGAUCGGCACGCAGGUCGGGCUCGCCAUCCUCACCUUCAAGUGA